ACUUCUUCUUUGCUUUGAUUAUUUUUGGUGUUGUGCACCUGUGUGUGACAUGUGCGUGUGCACGCCGUCGCUCGCUGCCCGGGUUUGUCUGCAGGCUCGGGAGCGCAUGUUUCUCCGGGAUGCAGAAGAAGAAGUUGUGUAGUUCCUCUCGCGCUCUGCUGUGAGACAGGUGUGCUGCAUCUGCAACGUUGGCUGGGAUCCUCGCAGCAGAGUGCCACGGACUCGCUCGUUUCACGUGGACAAACGUCAGAGAGCACGAUGAGGAGCCUCUGUGACUUUUUAAAUUGCACCUAAGAGAGAGAGAGAGAGACGGGGGUGGGGUGGGGGUCCCUGUUAGUGCCCCGGCACUGCUGCAGGAACACACGCUUUCUUUCUUUAGCUGCUUAAAACGCUGGGAUCGCGCGCGCCAGUGGACACUCGGACACCGCUGUGCCGCUCACCUCCUUACCCCUAACCCGAAAACAGAGCCCGACACGCGGGGAACGAAAUGAAGAAGUUCCGGAAGGUGCUGGACGGCCUGACCACUUCCUCCCCGGGAGCCACUGUGAGUUCUCCGUCGUGCGGCAGCGCGGCCGGGACUCCUACGGCGGCUCCAACUCCGAAGGAGAUCGACGUCCAGGAGACGCUGGUGUCGGAAAACUUCCAGCUGUGUAAGACGGUGCGUCAUGGUUUCCCCUACCAGCCCACCGCUUUGGCCUUUGACCCCGUGCAGAAGAUCCUGGCCAUCGGUUCGAGAUCUGGUGGAGUGCGAAUACUGGGCCGACCUGGGGUGGACUGCUACUGUCAGCAUGAGAGCGGAGCUGCUGUUCUUCAACUGCAGUUUCUCAUCAAUGAGGGGGCGCUGGUCUCAGCCUGUGCAGACGACACGUUGCACUUGUGGAAUCUGCGCCAGAGGCGGCCGGCCAUCCUGCAUUCACUCAAGUUUAACAGAGAGAGGAUCACAUUUUGCCACCUGCCCUUUCAGAGUAAAUGGCUGUAUGUGGGGACGGAGCGCGGGAACACGCACAUCGUCAACAUCGAGUCCUUCAUUUUGUCCGGAUACGUCAUCAUGUGGAACAAGGCCAUCGAACUAUCAACUAAAACUCACCCAGGACCAGUCGUUCAUUUGAGUGACAGCCCAAAGGAUGAAGGAAAGCUGCUUAUAGGGUUUGAGAGCGGGACGAUCGUGCAGUGGGACCUCCGGGGCAAGAAGGCUGACUUCAGGAUCUACUACGAUGAGGCCAUCCACUCUGUCAGCUGGCAUCACGAAGGGAAGCAGUUCAUGUGCAGUCACUCGGACGGCAGCCUGACGCUGUGGAACCUCAGAAACACCACCAAGCCAUUCCAGGUCACCUUCCCUCACGGAAAGAUACAGAAGGAUGGGAGGAAGGAGUCGUGCAAACCUAUUCUCAAAGUGGAAUACAAGACCUGCAGGAACAGUGAGCCUUUUGUUAUCUUCUCUGGGGGUCUUUCAUAUGACAAGGCGGGACGACGGCCAGCACUGACGAUCAUGCACGGCAAGGCCAUCACUGUGCUGGAGAUGGAUUACCCCAUAGUAGAGUUCAUGGUGCUGUGCGAGACUCCUUACAACAACGAGGUCCAGGAGCCUUACGCUGUGGUUGUGCUUUUGGAGAAAGACUUAAUCGUGGUGGAUCUAACACAGAGCAACUACCCUGUCUUUGAGAACCCCUACCCCAUGGACAUCCAUGAAUCGCCAGUGACCUGCACGGCCUAUUUCGCAGACUGUCCACCAGACAUCAUCCCCAUCCUCUACUCCAUAGGAGCGAAACACAAGAAGACUGGCUACAGCCAGAAGGAGUGGCCAAUCAGUGGAGGGACGUGGACAUUAGGCUCCCACACUUAUCCAGAGAUCAUCAUCACGGGGCAUGCUGACGGAUCGAUUAAGUUUUGGGACGCAUCUGCAAUCACGCUGCAGAUGUUGUACAAGAUGAAGACCUCCAAAGUGUUCGAGAAGCCAAAGCCAGGCGAGGGCCGUGCCGCCGAGCUGGUGGAAGAAGACCCGUUUGCUAUUCAGAUGGUCAGCUGGUGCCCUCAGAGUCGCAUCUUCUGCGUGGUCGGCAUCUCAGCUCACAUCAUCCUCUAUCGUUUCAGCAAAUAUGAUGCCAACACUCAGAUAGUGUCUCUAGAGGUGCGUCUGCAGUGUGACUCGGAGGACGUCAUCUCUCCAUCAGAGAAUGAAAACAAUCCCAGCUUCUCAGAGACCGGCUCCCACUCACCCCAACCGCACCAUCACCACCAACACCAACACCCAGCCAGCCCAGGCAGCAGGACACCGGAGGGCAUCAAAGACAGCAUCCCCUGCCUCAAGGUGAAGGACCGGGCGGUUCGGGUUCCUCCUGGCUACCAGUCAGAGUUGGUCAUCCAGCUCCUCUGGGUAGAUGGUGAACCUCCACAGCAGAUCACCAGCCUGGACAUCAACUCAGCCUACGGCCUCCUGGCGUUCGGGAAUUGUAACGGCCUGGCGGUGGUGGACUACUUGCAAAAAACUGUCAUAUUAUGUAUGUCAACACUGGAUCUGUACGGAAGCACCGACCCCUACCAGCGCCUUACCCGUUCCCCCCGCAGGAACAGGCAGUCCACCUCAGAGUUUUGCAUGCGCGGCCUGUCUAACUUUUAUUCAGAUUCAAAGAAAAGGAUCCGUACAUCCUAUCAGAGCCUUACUGAACUCACUGACAACCAGCAGUCGAUUGACAUGGAGAGGAGCAAGUCGCCCACUUCAGUAAAGGGACCCGGCAGAAAGUUAAGUCUGCCAACAGAUCUUAAGACUGAUCUUGAUCAUGUCAAUGGACAUUGCACUAGCCCCACCUCCCAGCCCUGCUCGGCGGGGAAGCCUCGCAUUCCGAUGGGUCCCGAGGGGCCACGGCUUACCCGCAGAGGCCCUGGCCGACCGCCCUUCCGCAAGGCCCAGUCCGCUGCUUGCAUGGAGAUCUCUUUGCCUGUGUCCCACACUGAAGGGCAUGCAUCCAGGAGGGCAAUGCUCCAGCAGUUACACGGAGUCACUAUGUACUCCCACGAUGAGCACCACAGCACCACCUCCUACUGCUGGAGUGACCGAGAGAGUCGUGAAAACUCCUUCACCCGCUCGCGCAGUUCCAGUGUUUCCAGCAUUGACCGCGACACCAAAGAGGCCGUCACCACGCUGCAGUUCGGAGAGUCGUACGGGCGCAAGAACGAUGUCCUGCCCACCCCGUGUCUGUGGGUGGGCACUAGCUUAGGCGUGGUGCUGCUCAUCCCCAUGUCCAUCCCCACUGAUCAGGAGGAAAGGAUGGAAGAGCCUGUCACAAUGGGCGUAAGUGGAGCGCUGCUGAUGCUGAAGGGCUCUGUGUUACGCUUCAGCUUCUUGGACUGCAUGGGAGCUCUCAUUCAGACCCCCUACGAGGUUUGGCGGGACCACAACGCCCCCGAGGACCCCGACCGACCACGGAGGCGCAAGCUGGUCCACUUUUCGCCAUCGUCCUCCCAGGACGCCUGCGGAGACGGACACUUGGCUGUGGUUUGCUCUGAGAGGCAGGCCAAAGUGUUCCUGAUGCCCUCGCAGUCUUGCCUGUUUGUCCACAACAUCACAGAGUCGUCCUUUGUGCUGAGGGCUGACGUGGUGUCAGUGUGUAACAGCGUGUGCCUCGCCUGCUUCUGUGCAAACGGACACGUCAUGACACUCAGUCUGCCCAGCUUAAGACCGCUCAUGGAUGUCAAUUACCUGCCUCUGACAGACAUGCGCAUUGCAAGAACCUUUUACUUCACCAAUGGGGGGCAGGCACUGUAUCUCAGCUCCCCCACAGAGAUCCAGAGAAUUACAUACAGCCAGGAGAUGUGCGAUAACCUGCAGGAAAUGCUGGGAGAGCUGUUUACACCAAUAGAAACACCAGAAGCCCAGAACCGAGGAUUUUUAAAAGGCUUCUUUGGAGGAAAUGCCCACACCUUUGACAGAGAAGAGCUCUUCGGCGAGGCUGCGGCUGGGAAGGCUUCUCGGAGUCUUGCGCAGCACAUCCCUGGACAGGGGGGAGUGGAGGGCAUGAAGGUCGCCGCUAGCGGAGCGGUGGGCGAGCUGGCGAGGGCGCGCAUUGCUCUGGAUGAGAGAGGCCAGAGGCUGGGGGAGCUGGAGGAGCGCACCGCCCUAAUGAUGACUAGUGCAGAAGCCUUCUCCAAGCACGCUCAUGAGCUGAUGCUGAAGUGCAAGGACAAGAAGUGGUACCAGUUCUAAUAGCAGGACGGAGGCCUCGGUCUGCCCUCAUGCUGCUGGGAACGAUAUGCCGCGACGGGACUUUCACUUCAAAAAUGAAAGCAUUCAAAGAGAGGCACAGUGACUUUGUCUUUAUGGCUUCUGGCUUGGCUUCAUGCACACACUGUCACAUCGCUGAGUGAUGAGGACGGGCUAGUUCCCCGUCUAGACCUGCAGCGAGAAGGACGGUGAGGAGAUGGCGGCAUUUGAAGGUCUGAAGAUGGAACUGGAAGUGUGUGUGUGUGUGUGUGGUUUUUCUGGACCUUACUGUGUAGAUACUCAAAAACUAAGAAACCAACAAGAAAUGCAUGAAACAGCAAUGGAUGACUAAAAAUAUACAACUGCCAUAUUAAAAAGCAGCAUGCUACUUUAACAUGAGAGUCAAACAUAAAAAAGAUGUUUUAUUUAUGAUGUAAGCCAACAACACAAAUUAUGAAAAACUUUCUAUUUUUUGAGAUAUUAACAAAAAAUGAUAUAUAAAAAGGGAAAUGUAUACCUGCAUUGCUACUAAGCCAAAAGUUGUGUUACUUUCCCUUUUUUUAAUGUUUCUUUUUCUUUUUACUCCUUAGUCUCAGCUCAUAUUACUUCACACACUAUAUAUAACAAACGCACACAGUUAACUUUGUCUACACACACUUAAAAACCGCUACAACAUUGUUCGUACUCUGGGCUGCACAGUGCAAAUGAAAUAUCAAUCAGUUGUAUUAACACUCAGCUCUCAACAAUCUAGUUCCACUUUUCAGCUGCUGCAACUUACAAACCCGUGAAAUGAACAUGAGGGAAGACGUGGGAGCGUAUUGUGGUCAGUGUGUUUAUAUCUAUAGUACAAACUUAUAUUCACGUGCCAUAAAAGCCAAGGAGGAGCUGAUCCACGGGUUUCCUGUGGCUCACAGCAGAGGAGAUCGGUGACCGUGGCGGGCGUUUCUCAAAUGAAAAUAUGAAGGUGUGUUUUAGUUGUCCCUGAUCUUUUGAGUCUAUCGCUGCCUUCGUCAGACGUUAGGUCACGUGUGCAAGUGUGAGUGAGGCAGAAAGAGAACGAGUGCCACAACCUGGACCCUUCCUCAGCCAGAGCAUCCAACGUCAACGACCCCCUCACAUCUCUCUCCACCUCACUCUGCAGUUUGUGCAUUCUGGUGUGCAACCCGAGCAGUCGUCUUUUCAUAAUGACAGGCAGUACUCGUGGUGAUUGUCACCGUCUUUGUGAUGGGAACAUGAAGAGGAGUUGUUUGUCGCUUUGGGAGAAGUAACAGUUUUUUCCAGUGAUGUUCAGCCGUCGAGUACGUAAAAAAAAAAAAAAUGAAGGCGUUCGUUUGGUUUUGGUUUCUUUUCCUUUCGAUAUCGUUCUUGAUGACUAUGACUAUGAUAUCCUUGUGUCGCAGUCCUAUAUUUGAUGGUUACGGCCUCUUUAACGAAGGCUUUUGUAUUUUAAAAACAACAAAUGUGUCAUGAUACAUGGUCGUCGUGUAUCACAUCGUGAUUGUGUUACGUGUCAGUGGGUAGCCACACGACAGGGACUAACAACAUCGAGUGAGGAGGAUAUUUUGUACUUGUGUAUUUGUCUGUAUUUUGAACUGAAAACUCAAACACGGGAUAACCGGCAUCCGUCUCUCACACACAUGAUGAGCAUCGACACACGGUGUGCUGAUCGUGUCGGCGUCACUCCCACGUGGAACGUGCGCGGCAGCACAUACAUCCAUAACCUGAAAUAAUAAGAGGAACACGUGAAUCUGCAUUGCUAAUCAUCUUUGCCUGCUUCCCGUCAGGCGGCUGAGACAUUCCUGAGGCUUGAGCGGCCUUCACACACUUUAUUUUUACCGACUUCACCUGAAAUCCUACAGCCAAGCUACCUGGAUUUCAGAGAUUACACGACUUGGUUCAACGGGGUGUCUAAAACACAUCAAACUAAUAAUGCCGUUCUCUCUUAUCUCUGUACCGUCAAUGAGAUUUGUGUAAGUGCAGAAAAAACAACACAAAACCAAAAUACACAAAAAAAAAAUUACAAAAAAACUCAGAUUCUGCUGACAGGGUGUUUUGUUAGAAGGUUUUUGGUUUCUAUGUUUUCAGUUUUUAUAUUAACUGUACAGUUCAAUCUUGGGUGAAAGGUGAAACAAAAAAAUGAAAAAUAAAAUAUAUUCUUGGGAUAUUUUCUCGUAUAUGUUGUACCUGUUACUGCUGGUACUGUAUCUGGUAUUCUGGCUCUGUCUAAAUCACAGGAACUAUGUAGUUCUUCACACUGUAGUUUGUUAAAGAGGCAUUCAUUUGGUUUUCUCAAUGAUGGCAGCAAAGUUUGUCUUAUUUAAAUGGAUUCUACCACUUUUUGUUCUUCUUGAUAUUAUACUAGUGUAACAGAAAUUACUUGACAAAAAAUGAUCUGAAAAUAUGUUGAUGCAACAGCAAAUUGAAAUAAACAUUGAUUGAUG
Molecule: messenger RNA, 6639 nt
Organism: Oreochromis aureus
Lineage: Eukaryota; Metazoa; Chordata; Actinopteri; Cichliformes; Cichlidae
Gene: stxbp5l
Product: syntaxin binding protein 5-like
Exons: 29
Coding region: 488-4201 (1237 amino acids)
Biological process (GO): regulation of exocytosis; regulation of protein secretion
Cellular component (GO): cytoplasm; plasma membrane; SNARE complex
Molecular function (GO): syntaxin binding; myosin II binding; GTPase activator activity
Source: RefSeq, a predicted model, not a curated record